Plasmodium cynomolgi strain B is the source of this 891-nucleotide messenger RNA. RefSeq lists its product as hypothetical. Bases 1 to 891 code for a protein of 296 amino acids. NCBI's taxonomy places the organism in Eukaryota, Apicomplexa, Aconoidasida, Haemosporida, Plasmodiidae. The record is from RefSeq and is a predicted model, not a curated record. The transcript is spliced from 2 exons. Gene Ontology annotation, molecular function: fatty-acyl-CoA binding; protein binding.
AUGCUGAAAAGCCUUAACCGGAAAACGCUGCUGCUUGCGAACGUCGCAUCAGCAUGCAUUAUCCUGUACGCCCUGAAGAAAUACAGCCCUGAAAAGACGAAUAAAAUUUUGCACCAAAUUGAGGGGAUGCACAGAAGUCAGCUGAAAUUUGAGCAGUGGAUUUACUUAUAUGGCUUGUACAAGCAAAUAACCGCAGGAGACAUGAACCAAGAUGCGGAUGAUUCAGACAAGCCAUUGAACGCAGAAUGCAGUGGAGACAAAGAAACACUCACCAAAAGAGAAAGAGAAGGGAACCGCUACCUAAUGGAUGCCAAAUUAAGCGCCUGGAAGCAUUGCCACGGAGUAAGUAAAAGAGUAUGCAAAUUUCUCUACGUGCAAUUUGUAGAGAAGAUCCUUCCCCAGGAGAUAAAAAAGGAGAGUGUCAAUGUAUCGUUCGAUUUUACGAAGACGAUGAGUAAGAUGAAGCCACUGGCGGAGAUGCUCACGGGAGUUGCAGAGGGGAGUUACCCUACUAGCAAGGACAACACCGAUAGUACAAGCAAUUUGAGUGACCUCCUCUGCAAAAACGUAGUGCAGGCAAAUCUGCAGUAUAUAAAGAGUGCACUAAAAAGUAACCCACAGUUAAUAAAUAAGAGAAACUCAGAUGGACUGUGCGCUCUGCAUUAUGCUUGCGAUAGAGGGUACCUAGACAUAGUGAAAACGUUAAUCGAGUUUGGCGCUGAUGUGAAUGCACACGACUCUUGUGGAGACACUGCCCUUCACAUUGCCGCGUAUUCAGGGAAGACGGACAUUAUUAAGUAUUUAACCAGCGCGGGUGCUGAUAUUAAUAGGAAGAACUCCGAGGGGUUGACUUUCAACUCGAUACUUAGUCAGGAGGCGGAGUUGUAUUAG